UUUCAUAUUUAACCUUUAGAUUUUUUAAAAAUCUUUUAUUUCUAGUCAACUCCAUUACAUUUAGCAGCUGGCUACAACCGUAUUAAGAUCGUGCGGCGUCUGUUACAGCAUGGAGCAGAUGUACAUGCUAAGGAUAAGGGAGAUCUUGUUCCUCUUCACAAUGCGUGUUCAUAUGGUCACUAUGAAGUAACAGAACUUCUAGUUAAGCAUGGAGCUUCUGUAAAUGCGAUGGAUCUGUGGCAGUUCACUCCUCUACAUGAAGCAGCUUCUAAGAACAGAGUGGAAGUAUGUUCUCUCUUGCUGAGCUAUGGUGCUGAUCCUACAUUGUUAAACUGCCAUAAUAAAAGUACAAUAGACUUGGCCCCAACAGCUCAGUUAAAAGAACGACUGGCAUAUGAAUUCAAAGGUCAUUCACUGCUACAGGCUGCAAGGGAAUCUGAUGUUGCUCGUGUAAAAAAACACCUCUCUCUUGAAAUCAUAAACUUCAAGCAUCCUCAGACUCAUGAAACUGCCUUGCACUGUGCUGCUGCAUCACCAUAUCCCAAAAGAAAGCAAGUCUGUGAGCUACUUCUAAGAAAAGGAGCCAACGUCAAUGAAAAGACAAAAGACUUCCUCACACCUCUGCAUGUGGCAUCAGAAAAAGCUCAUAAUGAUGUUGUUGAAGUACUUAUGAAACAUGAAGCAAAGGUCAACGCCUUAGAUAAUCUUGGGCAGACAUCUCUGCAUAGAGCAGCGUAUUGUGGUCAUCUUCAGACUUGCCGGCUGUUGUUGAGCUUUGGCUGUGAUCCAUCGAUUAUAUCUCUGCAGGGUUUCACAGCCUUUCAGAUGGGAAAUGAGAGUAUUCAGCAGUUAUUGCAAGAAGGUGUCCCAUUGGGCAACUCAGAGGCAGAUCGGCAAUUAUUAGAAGCUGCAAAGGCAGGAGAGAUGGAUGUAGUAAAAAAGUUAUGCACAGUACAGAGUGUAAACUGUCGGGAUAUUGAAGGGCGUCAGUCCACACCGCUUCACUUUGCAGCAGGAUACAAUAGAGUGUCCGUGGUUGAGUAUCUUCUGCAGCAUGGUGCUGAUGUUCAUGCAAAAGACAAAGGAGGCCUUGUCCCUUUGCACAAUGCUUGUUCAUAUGGACACUAUGAAGUUGCUGAAUUACUUGUUAAACAUGGUGCAGUUGUCAAUGUAGCAGAUAUCUGGAAAUUCACUCCUUUACAUGAAGCUGCUGCCAAAGGAAAAUAUGAGAUUUGUAAACUUCUGCUACAGCAUGGAGCUGACCCCACAAAGAAAAACAGAGAUGGGAAUACACCAUUAGAUCUUGUUAAAGAUGGUGACACAGAUAUUCAAGACCUACUUAGAGGAGAUGCAGCUUUACUAGAUGCUGCAAAGAAAGGAUGUUUGGCCCGGGUGAAGAAGUUAUGUUCCCCCGAUAAUGUAAAUUGUCGUGAUACACAAGGUCGACAUUCCACUCCACUCCACUUAGCAGCUGGCUACAACAAUUUGGAGGUUGCUGAAUACCUGUUAGAGCAUGGAGCAGAUGUAAAUGCACAAGACAAAGGGGGUCUAAUUCCUCUACAUAAUGCAGCAUCUUAUGGGCAUGUAGAUGUAGCAGCUUUACUUAUAAAGUAUAAUGCAUGUGUAAAUGCUACGGACAAAUGGGCUUUCACACCUUUGCAUGAAGCAGCCCAGAAAGGAAGGACACAGCUUUGUGCCUUAUUGUUGGCACAUGGAGCUGAUCCUACUCUGAAAAACCAGGAAGGACAAACACCAUUAGACCUAGUUACCGCUGAUGAUGUUAGUGCAUUAUUGACUGCUGCCAUGCCACCUUCUGCCUUGCCAUCAUGUUACAAACCUCAGGUUAUAAAUGUGUCCCAAACUACAUCUUCACCUGAUCCACUUUCUCCAGUUCCAUCCAGCCCACGUAAUCCAUCAGCAGCCAGUAGCCUUGACAACUUGUCUUGUAGCUUUUCUGAACUCUCAAUUAGUACAAGUAGUUCUGAUGGGGCCACAGGUUUGGAGAAGAAGGAAGUUCCAGGUGUGGAUUUUAGCAUAAAUCAAUUUGUAAGAAAUCUUGGACUUGAACAUCUGAUUGACAUAUUUGAGAGAGAACAAAUAACAUUAGAUGUAUUGGUUGAAAUGGGACACAAAGAAUUAAAGGAUAUUGGAAUUAAUGCCUACGGCCAUAGACACAAAAUAAUUAAGGGUGUUGAAAGACUAAUCUCAGGACAGCAAGGUCUUAAUUCCUAUCUAACGUUGAAUACUUCGGGUAGUGGAACAAUCCUUAUAGAUCUCUCUCCUGAUGAUAAAGAGUUUCAGUCAGUAGAAGAAGAGAUGCAGAGUACUGUUCGAGAGCACAGAGAUGGUGGGCAUGCUGGUGGUGUUUUCAACAGAUACAACAUCUUAAAGAUACAAAAAGUGUGUAACAAAAAGCUGUGGGAAAAGUAUACUCAUAGGAGGAAAGAAGUUUCAGAAGAAAACCAUCAUCAUGCUAAUGAAAGAAUGUUGUUUCACGGCUCCCCUUUUGUGAAUGCAAUUAUUCAUAAAGGUUUUGAUGAGAGACAUGCUUACAUAGGAGGAAUGUUUGGUGCUGGAAUUUACUUUGCUGAAAACUCUUCGAAAAGCAAUCAGUAUGUGUAUGGUAUUGGUGGUGGCACUGGUUGCCCAAUUCACAAAGAUAGAUCUUGUUAUGUCUGUCAUAGGCAGUUGCUGUUUUGCCGUGUUACAUUGGGCAAAUCUUUUCUUCAGUUCAGUGCAAUGAAAAUGGCCCAUUCUCCUCCAGGACACCAUUCAGUUACUGGACGACCUAGUGUUAAUGGAUUAGCAUUAGCAGAAUAUGUCAUCUACAGAGGAGAGCAGGCCUACCCAGAAUAUUUGAUUACCUACCAGAUUGUGAAGCCAGAAGUUACUACAGAAGCUUGAAAUCCAUAUGUUUUGCUGAGAUCUAAGUGAAGAGAGCUGAAUUGCUGAAAACUUCUGUUAACUCCCCUCCCCCAGCAUUGUGGUCGAAAAUGUGAACGAAAUCUAACAUUUUGACUUGGUAAAGCUUUAAUAAAUGUAUAAUAGGUUUUCUAAAACUUUCAGAAACUUCCUUUUUCAGCACUUUAACAGAUCUCAUUCCAGGUGAUACUGGGUUUGUCUGUACUAAAUUAUAAAGUAGAUAUUAACUUGAAUUGUGUUUUCUAAUUCCAGUGAAAUCUAAGAAACUGUUGCUCUACAGGAACUCAUUUUACUAAUACAGCGUUCUUUAAACAUUUACAGGAAUUACAGUUGCAUUUGUAAAACUGUAAAUAAGAGCUUUUCUACUAGCUAGGUAUUUAUUUAAAUUGUUUUUGUAAUAUAAGUGUUUCAGAAUUGUAACAUAUGCAAAAUUUCAUUCAAACUGUGCAUUACUCAUCUGCAUUCAUCACAUGCAGUAGUUUGGAGGACCCCAUGUAAUACAUGUCAGUUUGAGAAGAAAAAGCAUUCACUUGAUUUUAGCAUAGUAAGCAGUGUUUAGUGGAGGAGAAUGUUACAUUAGGUUUUGAAUAAAUCAGUCACAUUCCUAAGAAACCAAGCAGAACAUUCCAGUUGCUCAGCAGAUCCACUAGAAAUUAAUAUGUUACUGGAGUUGGGCAAGUAGGCUGGUUAUAAGUAUGAUGCAGAUAAACUUUUGAGUACACAUUUCAUAUGAAGGCAAUAUAUUUUAUAUAUCCAUGAUUUCUCUCUUAUCAGUACAGAGUUAAAUACAGAGAUGAUAAUGAGACCAGAGUUGAACUUGCUUUUAGAUGUAGGGCUCUGUGAGUGAAGUCUAUUUGGAUUGCAUCUUUUUACUUUUUGUUGGCUAUGCUUUUCCUAGCUUUCUGUGAGCAUUCACUGGUCUACAUACUGUGUAUGGUGACUGGGGUUUCUCCAUGUGAAAGGCAGUGGAGGCAAAGGUUAGAAAAAGGAACAGCCAUCUCUCUUGAAGGCACUAACAAUGACUUCACACCCUCUCCCAAUACUUGCUUUCAUUAUUCAUUAAGUUCCUUCCAUGAUUACCCAACUGUUCUAGCUACUUUUUGUAUAAAUAUAAAUAACUGAAACGUUAACUGCAGGAGUCCAGUAUUAAAUUCUACAUUUUAGUUGGGGUUCUUCAGUGUAUAUAGGACCAUGGCCCAUAUUAUAAUUUAAUGUGAAUCAUUACCGCACUAUGGUUUAAGAAAGUGUGCCAAGAUGGCUUGAACUGUCUGGCUUAUAUGGUGGUUUAGGACUUGAGUCUAAAAGAAAUUGCAUUCCACGUGAAGUUAGUGCAUGGAUAGGUAUAAAAUCAUGUGGACAACAUAGUACAUAAGGUGAGCACCGCUGCAAGCAAUACAGUCAAAUAAAAGGGUUCCUGAUUUGUAUGGUACUUUUUCACUGCAUGUUUUCCACUCACUAGUUUAGCUAAAUGCCGGAACAGGUGUUCAUGCAAGAUUUGCUGAUUGAGAACUUGUUUCAUUACUAAAAAUAGUUCAUUCUUUGUGAAUGAUUAAAUGUGAUAAAAUAAUUGUGGUAUUGGUAACAUUUCAAAUGGUACCAUAAGGUUGGUUAGAAUGUUUUAAAUUUGCAUGACAUAUCUAUCUUUUUCUGAAGGUGGAAAACGUAAUGGUUUUGAUUGUGUUGAUUUCAAGUGAAAUUCUAGCCUCCUGUGCAAUUAGUGCUUUACUCAUAUUGAAAGUAUUUAACUGUAUUUGUACCACUUUCCAUAACAUUCAGUCCUAAAUAAACUUCAUUCACAAGCUUU
Molecule: messenger RNA, 4726 nt
Organism: Varanus komodoensis (Komodo dragon)
Lineage: Eukaryota; Metazoa; Chordata; Lepidosauria; Squamata; Varanidae
Gene: TNKS2
Product: tankyrase 2
Exons: 22
Coding region: 229-2904 (891 amino acids)
Biological process (GO): protein localization to ciliary inversin compartment
Cellular component (GO): ciliary inversin compartment
Molecular function (GO): NAD+ poly-ADP-ribosyltransferase activity; protein binding
Source: RefSeq, a predicted model, not a curated record